This is a messenger RNA of Paramecium primaurelia, 1078 nucleotides long. NCBI's taxonomy places the organism in Eukaryota, Ciliophora, Oligohymenophorea, Peniculida, Parameciidae. The record is from the annotation of a GenBank genome assembly.
AUGUCUAAUAAUCCAGAAGAAGAAUUACAAAGUUAAAUGAACUAGAUCAUAGAAAAUGGGAUAUUAAAAAAUAUUGAAAAUGUGUAGCUUAAGAAUAAAGUUCUUUAAAGUCUUUAGUUGAAAAGAGUUUCAAAGUUAACUUUAAUUGGUAUUGAUAUAAGUAAAAACUAAAAUAAAAAUAAGUUCUUGACUUAAAAUUUCGAGGUGGAUCUACACAGCUGAAGGAUAAAUAUUCAAAAACAUAUGUUAAGUUGUUUGCUUAAUUACCUUAACCAAAAGACGAGAUUAUCAAUUAUAUUCUUUUCUUAAUCACCUAUAAUAUUCAUUGGUAUUUAUGGAAAGAUGCAUAAUAUAAAGAAUAAGUGAACAUUAGGUAGUUUUUUACAAUAAUUGAAGAUUUGUAUACGAUUGCUAUCAUAUAGUAAUAUUUUACUCGAAUGGAUUAUAUGUUUCAGAUGCAUAUAUAAGAGGAUAAAUAGAUAAAAUUUUCACAUCUAAAUUUUUAGAGUAUGAAAGAAUUCAAGAUCAGAUAAUAUUGUAAAAGAAAUUGGAGUAGAAGAGAAAAGCUUAAGAAAAAACAUUUUUAGGUAGGAAGCUUAUGUUUCCAAAUUUAUCUGGUGAUGGAUUAACAUUUGCUAAACAUUUGAAUGAAAAAUUGAAACCACAAAAAAUUUUAAGAAAAGAUUCUACUAAAAUUGAAUAAUUUGAAGACCAAAAUGUUUAAGUAUCUGCUUAAACUAAAUAUUUACUAUCUCACCUUUAGCUAAAUGUUAAUUAGGUUUCUCCUUCUGUAAAACUAGUAUUACACAUGAACAAACCACAAGUUCCGUUUUCAAGACCUAAGAUGCUUUAGCAUAAUUUUGAAAAGUCAGAUGAAAAACUUAAAUUUGUUGGAUUACUUAACAAUCAACCUUAAAUUUAGAAAAAACAAGAUAUUAAANCUAAAGCUGAAAAAGGUAAAGAUGAAAAUUUUCCCGAUUAAGGUAUGACUGAUCCUAAAGCUGAUUAAGGUAAAUUUAAUAUAAUUAUUUUAGGUAAAGCCAAAAGGGGAUAAAAGUAAAAUACAACCAAAAGAUGA